Molecule: messenger RNA, 3218 nt
Organism: Cydia strobilella
Lineage: Eukaryota; Metazoa; Arthropoda; Insecta; Lepidoptera; Tortricidae
Gene: qless
Product: all trans-polyprenyl-diphosphate synthase PDSS1
Exons: 8
Coding region: 29-1348 (439 amino acids)
Biological process (GO): isoprenoid biosynthetic process; ubiquinone biosynthetic process
Cellular component (GO): transferase complex; mitochondrion
Molecular function (GO): prenyltransferase activity
Source: RefSeq, a predicted model, not a curated record
UCAGCUGUAAGUGGGGAGGAAAAGUCGAAUGCUCGAGUGUUAUGUAGUUCAUGUCCUCAAGCGUUUCGUUGCAGUUGUAGCUAUGGCGUGUUUAAGCCCGAGUAGGCUCUGUGCUCGUGUUCAAGAUAAGUUACUGUGUCAAUUCGGACAUAAAGUUCGCAGACAAACUGUAUUUGUGAAACUGAAACCUCCUGGACCAACUCCGUUGCGGAUAUUUGGAAAGACAUGUCAGCGCGUGACCACAUGCGGGCCGGCGUGCGGCUCGGCGGGCGCGAGCGCCCCCAGUGUGGCCGGCGUGGCGCGCCGCCUUGCCUCCAGCUUGCAAAGCACAUCUACGGGCUCUCUGCCCGACUACGGCACACAGAUCGUCGACCCCUACCGCCUGCUGGAGGACGACCUUAACGGGAUAUACGAGGACAUACGAUCGGAAUUGGAAAGGAACACGAACCAGAGCGAACUGAACACCAUAGCUACAUACUACUUCGACGGACAGGGCAAGGCGUUAAGGCCGAUGGUCGCUAUCCUAAUGGCGCGCGCCGUCAACUACCACGUAUAUGGUGAAAACAGUGCACUCCUGGCAUCACAGCGACAGGUCGCGAUGAUAAGCGAGAUGAUCCACUCGGCGUCGCUGAUCCACGAUGACGUCAUCGACCAGAGCGACUUCCGGCGCGGCAAGCCCUCAGUCAACGUAUUAUGGAAUCACAAGAAGGUCGCGAUGGCCGGCGACUUCAUCCUCGCUGUGGCGUCGAUGAUGAUAGCUCGCCUGCGCAGCGAUGACGUCACACUCGUGCUUAGCCAGGUGGUGACAGACCUGGUGCAGGGCGAGUUCAUGCAACUGGGCAGCAAGGAGACUGAAAACGAGCGAUUCGCACAUUACCUCACCAAGACGUACAGAAAAACGGCGUCGCUCAUCGCCAACUCCGUCAAAGCGGUGGCCCUACUAAGCGGCGCGGACGAGAGCACAUGCGAGCUAGCGUUCCAGUAUGGACGCAACAUCGGCCUGUCGUUCCAGCUGGUGGACGACAUGCUGGACUUCGUAUCGUCAGCGCAGGCCAUGGGCAAACCCACGGCGGCCGACCUUAAGCUUGGACUGGCUACUGCGCCUGUGCUCUUCGCUUGCGAAAAGUACCCGGAAUUGAACCCGAUGAUAAUGCGGCGCUUCGGCGAGCCGGGCGACGUGGAGCGAGCGUUCGAGCUCGUGCACCAGUCGCGGGGGCUCGAGCAGACGCGCUUCCUGGCGCGCCGCCACGGGCUCGAGGCCGCGCGUCUCGCCCAGGAGCUCGCCCGCUCCGUCUACCAGAAGGGACUAGUGCUCGCCACCGAUCUAGUGCUCAACCGGAUCAAAUAACGCCCCAUCCCGCCCAUCCCGCCCAUCCCGCCCAUCCCGCACGCCGCGGAGACAGUUUUCAUAGUAGUCUUUGGAUCGUCCGGAACCGAAGAGUACUUUAAAAACGGCGAGCGUCCGGUCGCGUUCAUCUUCGGCUAGGAGUACUUUGAAAAGGGGCCGGAACUCUAAACGCGGCAUUGUCGGCGUUUUGAGCGGCGCGACUCGAGCCUCGGUGGGUCUCCCGCGGAGUGAAUGUAAACUAGUGGAAGUUGUGGAAGCCGACAUACGGCUAGAUAUUAUCGAAGAUAUUUUUACGUCGACUUGACACGAUGUGCCCUGAUAAAUUAUUCAAUAUAGCGAAUUAUAUUCAGUAUACAUUACUUAUACAUUGUAGUAUUUAGAAUGUAUUGUCAUACUAGAAUGAUCGAUCGGCGAUCGACGUCGAAACUUAUCUUUUUGUACUAUUUUUGUAUGUACAUAUAUAUUAUACAUUAUACCCUUCUGUAUGUAAGAGUACCUAUGUAUCUCUCACUUGUGUGACCUGAUUUAUUUUAAGAUAGUUUUCUAUGAAAAUAUUUAACACCGUAAACUAUCUGCGACAAUAUGACUUUGGUAGGAGAGUGUGUGUGUGACUUGUUACCAAAUACGGAUGUACAUAAUGUACGAUAGUGAAUGCUCAAUGUUUAUUGAAUACGAUAUGUUUCACGAAAAUACACUGUUGUUAUUGGCGCGAUAUUGUACAGUACGUUAUGUUUGUUGUAGAACGCUUGACUGUUUCAUUCCCCUAGUUCUUAUUUGUGCAAUUCUCUUCCCCGGUAGCGUAGGAUACUCGGACCGCUGGGUCCACAUCGUCACAAACAUUUCAGUAGGACUAGUUCGAACGUCUGUUACGAAUGCCGUCCAAUCCUUUCGCUAUUAUAUAUUAUACUGUGUAAAUACUGAGAGUCAUUGGAUAAGUUACCCGUUUUAUCUUCAAAACCAAUUACCUCAAUUUCUUAGUGUGCAUACUAGAAUACGUGUACACUGUACGUUCGAUUUAGUAUUAAAUUGUAAGCUUCAUCCGGCCGCACGGUAACAUAUAGGCAAAUUUGUCUCGUUUAAACGCUAUUCGCUACUUAGAUUAAAUAUUUUGUAAAUAAUGCAACUGAGUAUCAAACCCACUAACACUGGGUGGUGUUAGUGGGUUUGUAAUUUUGAGGUUCUAAAGAACCCACGGGCACAAGAGCGCAGUAUUUUAUAAAUCUUCUGUAAGUUCUUGUUAGUUAACAAAAUAUUAGUCACUUAAAGAAGUAACAGUAGUGUAAGGCCGACAUGAUGACUUAAAUAAGAAACGGGCGCGGCGACACAUACUGUCCUUUGCGCCCGUAAGUAUAAAUGUAUGAGAUAGACGGAGGCAGAAAUAUGUUACUGAAAUGAACAAUUAGGUCCCGAAGAUUGUAAUAUUUUUAAUAAAAGUGAAACAUUUAAACACUAUUUCUCUAUGCGGAGUUUAAAUCCGCGGCCUACGAGUAAUGUUAUUGAAAAUGUACUUGGUCUGAUUGGAUAGUUUUUUGAUGUUCCCUUUUAUUAAAGUUAUUUAAUUGCGUAAGCAGACGUUUCUGCUUAAUAUAAAAUAUUACAUAUUGUAAUCAUUAGAGAUAUAAAAAAAUAUAUGUUGCAAUGUUAAUUUGUUAAUCUAAAAUUAUUAGUGAAAUAAUUUUAGUCAUUAUGUCAGCGAAUACAAUAAACGAAUAAGUUGUAUGUUUUUUGUACAUUAUACGUUAAACAUGGGAGUCAAUGAACUUUAUUUAUAAUAUUGUAGAUGUGUACGUAGUUAAAACCGUUUGUAAAUAUGAAUACUCUGUAAAAUGAAAAUCAUGAAUAAUUUUUAUUAUAAACAUUAGUUACAGAA